GAUACGACCCGUCCCAGGUGUGUACAGGAGCGGAGUGUAACCGAGCAGCGGUGUGCCGGCCCAGUGUGUGUGUGUGUGACCACCAUGGCUGCCACGGGCUCUUGCUCCCUCUUCAACACUCUCCACACCUCAUGGCACUCAUGGCACUCACACCUCAAGUUACUUGCUCGGUUUUCCACAUCGGUGGGCACGGUGCCUUUAGAAAAAAUUAGAAAUAUUGGAAUAUCUGCACACAUUGAUUCUGGAAAGACAACCUUAACUGAACGGAUUUUGUACUACACUGGCCGAAUUUAUGAAAUGCAUGAGGUGCGUGGAAAAGAUGGUGUUGGAGCAGUGAUGGAUAGUAUGGAACUAGAGAGACAACGAGGUAUUACAAUUCAGAGUGCUGCUACCUAUACCAUGUGGAAGAACCACAACAUCAACAUUAUUGAUACACCAGGUCAUGUUGACUUCACAGUGGAGGUAGAACGAGCAUUACGGGUAUUAGAUGGAGCAAUAUUAGUGCUUUGUUCAGUGGGUGGUGUUCAGUCACAAACAUUAACUGUUAACAGGCAGAUGAAAAGGUAUAAUGUUCCUUGCCUGGCAUUCAUUAAUAAAUUGGAUCGAAUGGGAGCUAAUCCUUAUCGUGUAUUGCAUCAGAUGAGGUCUAAACUGCAUCACAAUGCAGCAUUUGUGCAGAUACCAAUUGGUUUGGAGAGCAAUACAAAAGGAAUCAUAGACCUGGUGGGUCAAAAGGCACUGUACUUUGAAGGAAACUUUGGAAAUACUGUACGUGAAGAUGAAAUACCAGCUGAUAUGAGAGUUGAGGCUGAGGAGCGUCAUAUAGAGCUUAUAGAGCAUCUUUCCAAUGCGGAUGAAGUUAUUGGGGAAUUGUUCUUGGAGGAGAAGACACCAACAGAAGAACAGCUGCACGCAGGCAUCCACCGUGCGUGUCUGCAGCAAACCUUCACCCCGGUGUUUGUUGGUACAGCACUGAAAAAUAAAGGAGUUCAGCCUCUCCUUGAUGGUGUUCUUAGAUACUUGCCAAACCCUGGGCAAGUAAAAAAUUUUGCCCUGCACCAAAUUAGUGAAGGGGAAGAAGAGAAGAUGCUUCUAAAUUCUGCACGUGACAACAGCAGUCCUUUUGUUGGCUUAGCCUUUAAGUUAGAAGCGGGCAAGUUUGGCCAGCUGACGUAUAUUAGAGUCUAUCAAGGAUGUCUUAAAAAAGGGGAAAAUAUAUAUAACUCGCGUACUGGCAAGAAGAUAAAAGUGUCGAGACUUGUUCAGAUGCACAGUAAUAAUAUGGAAGACGUUACGGAAGUGUUCGCUGGUGAUAUUUGUGCAGUGUUUGGCAUUGACUGUGCUUCAGGAGACACCUUCACAACUAAUCUUAAACUGAACAUCUCUAUGGAAUCAAUGUAUAUUCCUGAACCUGUUAUAUCUAUGGGCAUCAAGCCCAAGAGAAGUAAAGAUAGUGAUGCAUUCAGCAAAGCAAUCAGUCGGUUCACAAAAGAAGACCCCACAUACAGAAUAUAUUGGGACAAUGAUGUCAAGGAAACGGUUGCGUGUGGCAUGGGAGAACUUCAUCUAGAAAUUUAUGCACAGAGAAUGGAGCGAGAGUAUGGCUGUGAAGUGGAAAUGGGAAAACCAAAGGUGGCCUUCAGAGAGACACUUGCAAGCCCGGUCGAAUUUGACUAUCUCCACAAGAAGCAGUCUGGUGGAUCUGGCCAGUUUGGUCGUGUCAUUGGUGUUCUUGAACCACUAUCGCCUGAAGAAAACACAAAAGUCAUCUUCAAAGAUGAGACAAUGGGUACCAAUAUUCCAAAACAAUUCAUUCCAGCAAUUGAAAAAGGAUUCAAGGCAGUGUGUGAAAAAGGCUUCCUAACUGGCCACAAGAUAACAGGUGUUUUGUUCCGAGUCCAGGAUGGUGCUAGCCACAUGGUCGACUCCAAUGAGAUUUCUUUCAUUCUUGCUGCACAGGGAGCCAUGAAGCAGGCAUUUGAAGAUGGUGCGUGGAUUAUCCUUGAACCCAUUAUGUCAGUAGAAAUUACUGCACCAGAUGAGUUCCAGGGUUCUGUAACAUCACAGAUGAACAAGCGUCAUGGCAUUAUCACCGGAACUGAUGCAAAUGAAGGAUGGUUCACUAUAUAUUGUCAGGUCCCACUGAACGACAUGUUUGGGUAUGCAACAGAACUGCGAUCUUCAACACAAGGCAAGGGGGAGUUUUCAAUGGAAUAUUCCUGUUAUGCUCCAGCAAGAGCAGAUGUAAUGGAAGGACUUAUUAAUGAAUUCCAAGAGCCCAAAGAAGCAGAGGAUACCAAGAAGAGAAGCAGAAGAUAGGGCUUGAAACUUAAUUAUGAAGGGCCUGUAGAAAAUAUAUUGUUCAUAUAUUUUGAAAUUAAAAUAUUUGUUUUGCUGCUGAACAAGACAAAAUUUAAAGUAAAACAUCCCAUUAGUGUUAUUGUGUUCAAGUGUUAAUAAUCAAUCAUUUGACUAGAUUAGAAUUGACUUAAAGGUAAAUGGGGAGUAAAAUUGUGUACAAAUUGUGUGUUGUACAUAUUGUUUAUAUGUGUGUAUAGCUUAAGAGUUUGUAUACAAAAAACUUCCAUUUAUAAAUUACACAAUAUUUUCAAGAUUCGUCUCUUGGGAUAUUAUUGAUACAUGUACAUUCAUAUAUUGUAUUUAUUUGUUUACAUAUUAUUUGUCAGAGUAUAAAAAUCAACCCCCUAAUGAUCAUUUACCUAUUACCCACACAAUUACAUGAACUGUUGCUUGUGAGAUAUUACUACAUGGUAAUGCUCAGCACGACCUCCAUUCACCUUUAACACACACUUCCAUCCACUCAGUGUAUGUGAUCUCUUCAUGCACAUUUAGUAUAUUGCAGACUUCGGGAACACAAGUUUCAAUUAAAAUGCCAUUUUGGUAUAAUAAAAAAAUAUGUAGACUAGGCUGGCCUUCAUAUUCAGUUUUGUUGAGUAUUGCAUGCUGUUGUCACUACCACAAGCUGUGUGUUGUUGUCACUAUCACAAGCUGUGUGUUGUUGUCACUACCACAAGCUGUGUGUUGUUGUCACUAUCACAAGCUGUGUGUUGUUGUCACUAUCACAAACUGUGUGUUGUUGUCACUAUCACAAGCUGUGUGUUGUUGUCACUACCACAAGCUGUGUGUUGUUGUCACUAUCACAAGCUGUGUGUUGUUGUCACUAUCACAAGCUGUGUGUUGUUGUCACUAUCACAAGCUGUGUGUUGUUGUCACUAUCACAAACUGUGUUGUUGUCACUAUCACAAGCUGUGUGUUGUUGUCACUAUCACAAGCUGUGUGUUGUUGUCACUAUCACAAGCUGUGUGUUGUUGUCACUAUCACAAACUGUGUUGUUGUCACUAUCACAAGCUGUGUGUUGUUGUCACUAUCACAAGCUGUGUGUUGUUGUCACUAUCACAAGCUGUGUGUUGUUGUCACUAUCACAAGCUGUGUGUUGUUGUCACUAUCACAAACUGUGUGUUGUUGUCACUAUCACAAGCUGUGUGUUGUUGUCACUAUCACAAGCUGUGUGUUGUUGUCACUAUCACAAACUGUGUGUUGUUGUCACUAUCACAAGCUGUGUGUUGUUGUCACUAUCACAAGCUGUGUGUUGUUGUCACUAUCACAAGCUGUGUGUUGUUGUCACUAUCACAAGCAACAAUAAAACAUUUUAAAAGUCCGGUUAGAUAAUUUUUUAAUGUAUAAAUUAUAAAAAAAAAAUUUUUACAAAAUUAGAACAAAUCUGUGUUUAUAUUUUGUUUUGUGUACAGUGGAGAUACACUGUAAAAAGUUAUUGGUCCCUUAACCCCUGGGCUGCACCACCACUGCAUAAAAUAAAAAAAAUCUAAAAAUA
This is a messenger RNA of Procambarus clarkii (red swamp crayfish), 3853 nucleotides long. It is a transcript of the gene mEFG1, whose product is annotated as mitochondrial translation elongation factor G 1. NCBI's taxonomy places the organism in Eukaryota, Metazoa, Arthropoda, Malacostraca, Decapoda, Cambaridae. Gene Ontology annotation, biological process: mitochondrial translational elongation. The record is from RefSeq and is a predicted model, not a curated record. Gene Ontology annotation, molecular function: GTPase activity; translation elongation factor activity; GTP binding. Gene Ontology annotation, cellular component: mitochondrion.